GGUGGAGACGAGAAGCGCCUGGACGGAAGAAGCGCCAGCAGCGGAGACGAGAAGCGCCUGGACGGAAGAACUCACGAGAUGAAAAAAUGGCGCAUGGGCUACGAGAGACUUGAACUGGGCCAAUAGGACACGUUUGGGGAACCAAAACUUUCUCUAUUUGUAGUUGCAAAAUUUCUAGAAAAGCUUUCCUCUCAAACGGAGAGAUGUACUCGGAUCAGAUCUCCACCGGGCGCAAGCGCUCCAUCCAUGACCGCCUUGACGGCGACCUCCCUGCCGGCACGGGCGCCGGCGGCCGUGUCCGUCACACGGUGUCCAAGAGGCAACGACAGAUAGAUGAAAAAUGGAAGCAUGAUCUGUAUCGGGAAGAUGAUGAACCAGCUUCAAAAUCAACAGAUCCGAAGGAUUUGCGAUUGAAGCUUCAGAGGCGAAGUUUUCAACAAGAUUUUACCAGCACAAGAAGUUCUGGUGUGCGUGAUCUACGUGAGAAGCUAUCUGGUAUAAUGAACCCACAGCCAUCAAAUGCUGACCCACCAAAGCCAAAGCCAAAGCCAGUAUCGGAGGUUGUUAACAUCUCAAGGCGUCAAAUUGCUGAUGAAAUGCAUGCACGCCAAAAUAAGAAACCACCAAAGCAGACUUCAUCGAAGAAGACAUCUCAGCCAAAGGCUGAAAGUCCACUCGACAGUUUCCUGAGUUCCCUUGGGCUUGAGAAGUACUCAAUUACCUUCCAGGCAGAAGAGGUUGACAUGGCAGCCCUAAGGCAUAUGACGGACAGUGAUCUAAAAGCUUUGGGCAUUCCAAUGGGUCCUCGGAAGAAGAUUAUCCUUGCCUUGGAAUCGAGAGCAUAAGGGAAUGACAAGGGAGUACAGUGUAGGAAGGUGGGGGAUAUGCUAGGCAUGCUCGUGUGCAAGUUCGACAAAAACUUUGUAUCCACAUAUCUUGGAAAGGGUACAACAACAAUGAUUUUAUGGGUCUCUUGUAACGCAUACCCUGUCCUGUUGAGCAUGUUCAGCGAAGUUUAGGAUUGCUAGAAGGCAGGCCACGGCGUCUAUUGCUGUAACUUGUUUCCGUGUUAAUUAAGUGGUGCGGUAUACAUGUUGAGGCAGUUGGGUUCGUCUUGGAAUGCUAUAUCCUAUAACUACUUGGGUGUUUGGUUCGAAGAAUGAGAUAUUACAUCAUCUUCUCACUUUUCACUA
Messenger RNA from Zea mays, 1193 nucleotides. RefSeq lists its product as uncharacterized. Bases 204 to 845 code for a protein of 213 amino acids. The record is from RefSeq and is a predicted model, not a curated record. NCBI's taxonomy places the organism in Eukaryota, Viridiplantae, Streptophyta, Magnoliopsida, Poales, Poaceae. The transcript is spliced from 7 exons. Gene Ontology annotation, molecular function: protein binding.